Molecule: messenger RNA, 798 nt
Organism: Rhizoctonia solani
Lineage: Eukaryota; Fungi; Basidiomycota; Agaricomycetes; Cantharellales; Ceratobasidiaceae
Product: DASH complex subunit Dam1
Exons: 7
Coding region: 1-798 (265 amino acids)
Biological process (GO): mitotic sister chromatid biorientation
Cellular component (GO): mitotic spindle pole body; mitotic spindle; DASH complex
Source: RefSeq, a predicted model, not a curated record
AUGGCUCGAGAGCAUCGAACGCCCCUCAAACGCGUCUCUCAUGGCUCGCUAUCUGCUCUCGCUCGAUCUACUGGUGCAGACAAUGGCCCAACUGGUCUUGAUUUUUUAGAGCCAGCUUUUGCUGAAUUCGCAGACGAGGCGGCAGCUAUGCACCGGAAUAUAGAACGGAUGGGUGACCUGUAUGAAACACUAGAAACUUUCAAUGAAAGCUUCAGCAGUUUUCUAUACGCUUUAAAUAUGAAUGCCUAUACUGUCGAGUGGCCCCAGGCACCACGACCGGACAUAUCAUUCAAGCUUGGAGAAGAUAGAGCUGAACAAGCUGCAGCUCGAGCCGCCGCCCAACGCACGCCCGCUCCUUCAUCGCCGCCCCCACAACCUGCAGAGGCAGAUACUCGUGAGUCUUCGCCUGGAGCGGAUGCUGAAACAGCACAAGAGGAUCCUUCUUCUCGUGCUGUAUCCCGGGCAUCGACUUCAGCGCCCACAAAGGGCCGUCCUGGGGCGAAACCCAAAAUGAGCGCCAAAGAAAAGAAGGAAAGAGCUGUCGCAGUUGAGAAAGUUAUCAAUGCUCUGCCAUUGGAGUAUCGGGGAUCUGAGCCGCGUCUGAGAGACCAUAUGGAAAUCAUUAUCGGAAAACUCAUGGACGCGCCCAAGGGACUUCGGGUUACCGAUUGUGUUAGUCCCCCAGAGAUCCCUCAGGCCCGCGCCAAUAAAUGUUUGAUUGCGCUUGUUGCUCGAAAAGUAGUGAAGAAGUCAUCGGCUGGAGGCGCAGCACUGUACACUUGGGUAGGGAUCCCUUAG